CUGAUUGGUCAUCCCUGCCAUGAUAGCAACUUGUAUCCGCUUCGCCGAGCCGAGAGCUGGGGUUUAUCAAAAUUGGUCCGUCGAUGAACACCAUGUGAUACACAAGCGUCUAUUAACGUUAUUCUGGUUUAUCCCCCAUCCGACGACUGAGGGAGCUGGUUUCAAGCCUAUAUCUGACCAUCUUCGCGGAACAGCUCAUAUCAGUCUUUGAUAUCAUUUUAGUACCUUUCAUUUCUCACUAUGGCAGAUGACGCUGCACUCCGGGUCCCACCUACCCAUGAGAUCAUCGUUGUUCCUCUUGAGCACGAAGACCGCCAUGCGCUCCUCCAGCAGUGCAUCCAAGUUAGGAUCGCCGUUUUCGUCACAGAACAGGGGUUUCCUUUGGAAGUUGAAGUAGAUGAACAUGAUCCGACAGCGACGCAUUGGUUGUUAAGACUUUUACCGUCUCUCAAGCCCAUAGGGACAAUCCGUGCCCACAAAGUGGAGAACGCAGGAAGUUCAUAUUACAAACUUGCACGGCUCGUCGUUCUGAAGGAAUACCGGCAUUAUAAAUUCGGGUGCAAUCUUGUACUUGCGUUGCAUGAUUGGGCCAAGGAUCAUGCCAGAAACUCAGGGGUGACUGACUUUGUCAAAGUAGUCUGUCACUCCCAAGCAGUCCGUGCAGAUUCGGCUGGUGCUGUGGCAUUCUACCGCAAGUUUGGUUACGAGGAAGAGGGCGAUCUGUUUGAUGAAGACGGUGAACCGCAUCAGAAGAUGGUCUCACGAUUAUCAUUAGCGGAGUGAUUGAUUACAUUGUUCGUGUACUCCUGUAGUAAGAUGAAGCAAGGUAUAGGACAUUACUAGGGGAAUCUACUGAUACACAUAAGGGAGAUCAAAGUCGUAAACAAACAAAGU
Suillus subalutaceus is the source of this 894-nucleotide messenger RNA. RefSeq names its product acyl-CoA N-acyltransferase. NCBI's taxonomy places the organism in Eukaryota, Fungi, Basidiomycota, Agaricomycetes, Boletales, Suillaceae. Bases 241 to 783 code for a protein of 180 amino acids. Gene Ontology annotation, molecular function: acyltransferase activity, transferring groups other than amino-acyl groups. The record is from RefSeq and is a predicted model, not a curated record. The transcript has 4 exons.